GAGAGAUCGGCGCGGCGCUCUCGGCGCUGAAGAGCGAGCACGAGGGAAGCGCGAGCAAGGAGCAGACGUGCUUUUGGCGCAACGCCGCCGCCGCCGCUGCAACCGCCGCAAGCGCGGCAGACGACGCCAGGCGCCGCUCGCCGCCCGUUACAACGCGAACUCGCGCUCCUCAGAGAUCCCGCGUGUGCCGCCCUGGAUUGGCAGAACCGUCGUCGCAGCGACAGAAGUAGCCGAGCAGCGCGCCGCAGACGACGCAGCACAUCAUGGGAAUAGUACCUGGAAUGACGACGACGAGCCCGUGACUCUUGUGGGGGAGUGCUUUUUUUUUUUAUUUGCUUCGUCGACUGCAGUGUCAGGAUGAAGUCCAAGAGAGGUCGAGACCGGCUGAAGCUGCAGCUGUGCUCGGGCGAUGAGUCCCUGCCGUACCCGCGGGGGACGCUGGGAGAGCUAUCGCCGCGCAAGCGCCGUGGCAAUCUUCCCAAGGAAUCGGUCAAGAUACUUCGCAUGUGGCUGUACGAGCACCGGUACAACGCAUACCCUUCCGACCAGGAGAAGCUGCACCUGUCACGGGAGGCAAACCUGUCGGUGCUACAGGUGUGCAACUGGUUCAUCAACGCCCGCCGGCGCAUCCUGCCGGACAUGAUCCGCAAGGAGGGCCACGAUCCGCACCAGUACACCAUCACCCGCAAGUCGUCCUCAUCUUCCUCCUCCUCUUCGUCCGGCAGGUCGCCGCCGAGCCAGGCGUCGCUGCCGCCGCCGUCUCUGCCGCCCCUGGUGCACCACCACAGCGGCAGCAACCACCAGCAACCUCCGCACUUGACGCCCGCGCACCGGCACCACGGCGUGCCACCUUUCGGCGCGUCGGCCGCGCCCUCGUCGGUGCCGCUCAAGGCCGUCAAGGACGAGGACCUCAACAGCGACGACUCCGAGGGCGCCGCCAGCCUCGGCUCUCCGCGUUCGCCGCUAAAGCUGACCAAGCGCUGGCAGCGGAGUCACGAGCGGGACCUCAAGGAAGACCCGUCGCCUUCGUCCUGGGACGAGGACGACGACGACGACGAUGACGAUGAGAACGACGGCGAGGACGAAGACGAGGGCGACGACGAAGAAGGCGACGACGAGGACGAGGACGACGAGGAAGAAGAGGGCUCGCCCUGGUUUCGCGAGGACGUCAAGGGCCGCGGCGUCGAGAGGUCUCCGGCGGAUGACGGUGACCCAUUCAGCUGCCUCUACCUGCUAGUGGACGUUGCGCUGAGCGAACUGGAAAAGCGAGCAGCGUCCAGCUGAUAGCGGACUACGGCCGCCCCGUCCCCUCUCUCCUAGGCACGGGGUCCAGGGGCGAACGUCGUACAGCCGUCGCCGGAAGUUUAGGGGCCAGGGCACGGCCGAGGCGCCGCCUUGGACGAGCAGCGAUGGCGCCGUAGUACUCCGGCGCUGCGGUUCCUCAGCCGAGCGUGAGUGGCAGAGACGCAAGACCCAUAGUUGAGAAAGAGCGCUAACGUUCUGUGGUCCUGGCGAUCGCCUAAGUCGCCGUGCCUUGACUCCUAGGCUUUCGACCCCUGAGAGGGGCGUGCCCGUGCGUGGUGUGUGCGUGUGUGUGCCUUGUGUGUUUUCCACGCUCCAUCCUCGCGCUUCCUUCCCGUGCCACUCAUCCGACUCUUGUUUCGCCGUCUUCAUUUCGUCCGGGGCCCUCGCGCGUCGAACAUUAUAGCGCCCUCACCUCCUCACCUCGUCGUGCCACCUGCAUCGCUACCACUACCACCACAAGCACCGCCACCACCACUACUACUACCGUCACCCCUCGGCACCAUGCACCGGCCUCGUCCCGAGCAGCGCACCCCACACCGGCAUUUUCUCUCUCUCACUCGACAAAGACACUUAACUUAUUCGGAGCGAGCCAGAGAUGGGGCCGAGCCGAUAAUCCUCGAGAUGUGCUCGAACGGGGAUCGCUGUGGCUCCCCCAGCACCUCUGACGCUUCGCAUAGCAAUCGAAUUGUGCGCGUGGCUCGAUUAUUGUCGCGGCAGGGAGGCUCCCACUUGGUCGGUGCCUCGCGACGAUGGGACGCUGGACCGUCGUCGAAAGACCCGUGACCGCCUUUCAUUCUCAGCGAGCAUUUGUUACUUUGAGCGUCUGUUUUCUUUUUUUCUCUUUAUCUUUCGGUUUGUGGAAAAGUGUGUGCAUGUGCCUCCUUUGCCGGGAACCCGGUCUCGCCAGCCGAGAGUCAGUGGAACCCUCACUCCCACUUCGGCAAGUCGAUGUCGAUGCCAGUUCUGGGGUGGUAUUUCUGGACACUGUCAAACCCCCGCCGUAUUGUAGAAAUCCCGCCAUCUUGUCAGCUCUGAUUGGCUCGAAACGGCACCAUUGCAGAAUUCGACAAUAUGGCGGAGUUUGGCGGUUAGUACCCCCUGGUUACGGGGCAACACUUUUUGAGGAGAAACCUCUUGUUUGGGCCCAGUGCUAGCGGUCCACGGGAUAAUAAUGUCUCGUGAUGCCUGUGCGGCAUGAGAGGCAAGCGUUCUAAAAUGUCGUGACGACCGAAGUUAUAGGCUAUGGUCGCUUUAUUUUAGCUGUCAGACGACGUCAUCGUGAGCCUGCCUACAAAAGGCGUUCGGGUCGCCGUUAUGUGUGACAGAGCGCAGUUUCUCCUCCUGAAGUUUGUUGCUCUCUAACGCAGGAAAAAGAGAAAGAGACACUGUAUUAGAGGUGGUGUACGCCCACAGGCACACUUGUCUGCGUUCUCGUGCGUGUGCGCCGGUAAGCAGGCGAUGUCAUCGCAAUCGUGAAUCGAGCGAGUCCUUCCACUGCAGCACCGUUCGGGACGCGGCGUUAUGUUUGAAGCGGGGAUCACGUGCAAAUGUGAUGCGCAAAGACUGUUCAUUCGAAGCCCUUACGGCCGCUUUGAUUAGUUUUGAAGGGGUCGUAGAAGAGCUUUAGUUCCUUUCCAGCAUAAGCUCGCUCAUUUCAGACGUAGCUCGUGUGCGUUACCGCUUGCAUUUCAGGUGGUCUGUGCACGAUGCCUUCCAUAUACUUGAGCGUUGAAAUUAGUUGGUAGCAGCACCGGACAGGGUGGCAUCGAACUCAGCUCACGACAGUCCGAACGCUCGGACGACAGUGGGCGCGUCCGCUUGCGGCAGUUCACGGUUCACACUUGCGAUGACAGUGCCUCGGUAAGACUGGUUUCACACUACAUGGUUGGAAACUUUUGUAACACGGGACGUAACAUCGCCUCGAGUUGACCGAUCGGAACUGUCGAUUUCUUACCCGAUUCGACAUGUGCGUCAGUUACGACACAGUCUUGAACCGCUCACGCAUGUGCGCGACGAUUGCGGCCUCGGCCUUGUGACGUCACAGCAACUGGUCCCACAGUAAAAGGUAGCGCUUCGGUCGCUACGUUAUGACGCGUUGUCUUUCUGUGGCGACGUGAGAAAAAAAAAAGUUGGGUUCAGACGGUUUCAGAUGUAGCGUAUUGUUCUCAGAUUGUUCUUGUCUUGUUUUGAGCGGUGUUUUAUAUCUUGAAUGCACACAAGCACCGUCGGUAAUGUUUCUCUGCCCGCCCUGUAGGAGUGCAGGUGUGUUAUGUAGCGUUUCGUAUGAAGCUUGGCGCACACGUCAUAAUAUAUAUACAUAUAUAAAAACAACGCGUGGAUCGGCAUUCUGCUGUUUCCUCGUUCCUAGUCGCCGCAUUAUCGAGAGAGAGAGAAAAAAAAAAGCUAAACAAAAUGGUCCGUCCGUGAGUCAGUCCGUCCGUGCGUUCGUUCGUUUCGUCGAGUCUUUAUUCUUUUUGGCCGCCGCGCGCCCGGUAAAUCUUAAAAGUUGUUUGUACAUUACAUAGUUUAACGAGAGUUUACCCACAGCAUCAUAUAUAUAUAAAUAUGUAUAUCACCUCGUGCCCAACAUCAACCUAGUCUACUGACAAGAGUCGAGUCGUUCUCUUCGCAUAUUGUCACACGUCUAAAGGCAUGCUAUACAGAUAUGUACACACUGCAUGUAAACAAUAGACACGCAGCCUGAUUAGCGUUCGCCAGUUCACAAGAGUGUAUUUGACGUAGCGAUCGAGUAAACGACAGUUUCGUGUCGCGAGGUGCGGUUGUAUACUCUCACAUUGGGCAGGUCGAUGCGGAAAGUCUUCGUUCAUACCUGCAGUCAGUGCGUACAGUUCCACUCGAAUGACUGCGCAUUUCGUGAACUUGUUUGUGGCAUGACAGUCCAGGUGUCCCUGUUCUGUGUUCGUGCAGAACAAACCCGACAUCUCGUGCCCUGCGCUAAUCUUUCUCACACGGGCGCGAGAAUCGCUGUGAACUAGUUCCGCACGAAGUCUGCACCUUCUGGUUCGGGUGGAGGAGACGUGCAGAUGCCGCCAUGCGUCAGUGGCGAAGGGAACAGCGAAGUUGGUGCAGCGCUCCUCACAUGUCUAACGGAAUAAGUGCAGGCGAUUAGAAUGAAUAUCGAUAGCGGUUUGCGACGAAGGAAUGAGUCGCGUGGUCCAACUGAGUCUCGUCGUAAUGUAAGGUAAAGCUAUGCAGGGCCGUACCCAGUAUUUCUUUUUUUUUUUUUUUCAGAGGAGGAGGGGGGGCUAAAGGGACAACGGCGGCCAUUUUUACAGUUAUACAGGCACUUUUUUUUAAAUAUUGCGCGUGAAUCAAAUACAUCGCUGAUAUGCAAUAGUGAGAGGGGGACUUUUCAAUUAGUUUUAUUUCGACAAGAAAAAAAAUUGGACAGGGGGGGGGGGGGGGGGGGCGCUAAAUUUUAGGUGCCCUCCCCCCCGGUGGGCGCCCGAAAUUUAAACCUUGGUUAAGGCAAGGAAUAAAAGUUUCUUCCAUCAGGUUUGGAUCAUCUGUAUAAUAAAAAUUUGGGUACUGGGUUAAAAGUUUGGGUUACCUUAAAUUUUGGAUUAUGAAAGUAGUUUCCAGCUUUCCUGGAAAUAAAUUGUGCGGAUGAGUGUAUCGCUUCGCUGAUAUAUUUCGAGGAAGGGGGGGAGUCAGAACCCUCAAACACCCCGCCCCCCUGGUCAUGCAGGCCCUGAAGCUAUGCAAAGCAGUUAACGAAUCUUCCGAUUUUGCAGUCCAGUAUUCAAUGUGACACCUCGCGCUAACCGAAACUCAAGAUCCCGGAAGCGUUCACGCUGUAGAAUACCCCUCAUCUCGAUGACGGUGCGUAAUCACUUAAGUACGUGCAAUUCGCCUGAUUGCUGCUGCGGAACCUGCGAAUGGUUGGGUAUAGCGAACGCCGCACGAGAGACGGUUAUGUAGCAAGGUCUUGUCUGCAGUCACUCUCUUGUGGCGGUUAGGGUCAACGCAGCAGAAGCGGGCGACCUAGUUGGACGCCAUUGGCUCGUCAUUCGUCAAUUCAUACUCGCCGGUAUAGUUGCAGCUCGAACGACAGGUCUUCAGUAAGAUAACUCAUUUUUUUUCAUCAAACUCGCGUAGCGCAAGUUUUGGUUGUAAAUUAUAGAAGAGGAGCUGCCGAACGGUUUAGUUCCCGUCUAACCGGUGAAAGUGUUAGAAAGUGCGAUGUUUACACAAGUCUCGCGUGUUCUAGAACUUCUUUUAAAGCUGUUAUUUAAAAAGAAAUGACACUCCCUGUAAUGCGACCAGUGGUCAUAACUGUCGAGUUGAACUCGAUGUGCGUACACCGACGUAAAACUUUACAUGCGGUUCCAGUAUAUAGCGAGACAGCGUAUAGCCCUUGAUCGUGAACCUUCAGUCUACAGCUAAAGCAGCCGUUAUUUCCCGGUUCGCUGCAUUUCUUCGGACACGUAGUAGCAUGUGACCGCAGAAGACAUACUGGCAUGUAUAUGUAGAUGAGGAGGGGGGGGGGGGGGGGGGGGGGGAGAGUGUCCACAAAGCUAAUACGGACGAGGCAAGCAAGCCUUCCGGAGGUAGCGCAGUAUAUGGGAACGACGUACCGCUUUUAUGCGCAGGCCGAAAACCCCCGCAUCGUCUACCACACAUUGAAUGAAGACAGUUUGGCGCGUUAAUCUGUUUGCACAAGCGUCAUCACGCCCGCGUAGACAGCUGUAUAUAGAUUUCAGUGGCUCCAUUAUCAUGUGCAGUGUUCGAGGGCAUAUAUAUAUAAUUCCAAUUGGCUCCUGGACUUGCGACGUCUUUCGCGGGACCCUGGUGAAACGUUCCGGUUGUCGCCGGUUAUUUUGAUGUUUGUUCUCAAUACUUCAUUUCUCGCGCCUUCGUUUGUUAUUGCGUCAUUUUGAUUCGGAGAGACGGAGCCCAGCACCAUCGGUCUCAACCUCUUUAAACUUCCGAGUCGUAAAAGCUCUACGUGAGAGCCAGCUAGAACCCGUACCUACGGGAGGAGGUCCGGUUGCCAGCGCGGUGGACUUGGAAACUUUUCGACAAAGAUGCGCGCCCGCAGGCUUCUUCUAUAGUGCUGGGAACAGAGCGAGAGCUGGCAAGUCGCUUAUGAAGAAAGCAGCUGCUAAUGCCUAUAUAUAACUCCGCUUUGAGGGAGACGUCUGCUACCACCAACGCAAUGCGUUCGCUUUGACUAUAGGGCCCCACUGCUAGACCUCCAGGUGCCACACUCCUCCUCGUUGGGGAGGAGAAUCAACAACUCUCCGGAAUAAAGUAACGCUCGGGACAAGCGUUUAUUGCCUCGUGAAUGAGCAGCCAAACCCCCCAAUCUGACUUGUAAUGCAAGAAGCGACCGUGGAGCCGCCCGAACCAUGCUUGCUCAAUCCAGGACGGCUUCUUACCGGCUGGACGUCGAUCCGAGCAGACGAAUCACGGUUUACGACGCGGCGUCCGAUGCGAUCAUGCGACGCGUCCGGAAGAUGAGCGUGUAUGGAAUUGUCGAAACCUCUUGACACCUGUUGGAACUUGACAAAAUGGGUGGGGUAACUGACGACUGCUGCCUCAGAAAUUCAAUGACUUGUCCAGAAUUUUGGAUCCGGAACGGGUCAUCAACAAGUCGCGUCGAACGCCUCGUCGGACGCCGCAUUGUUACAGCGCGUUUCUCCCGCGAGCGUGUCCGUAAGUCGUAUAAACACUGGUGCGACAGGAGAACAACUCGACGACGCGUCGGAAAAAGAUGGCCGCUUCGACCGUUAAAAAGUCUGUUGGAACCUCGAUCUAACGCUGUUGUGGGAUACGACUAUAGUCGGUGCGACGGGUGGUCGGGGCGAGGUAUUUUAGGUUCCCGUGUUCCGCGCUUUGUAUACGCGCCGCUGACGCCAAAUGUUGCUCUUGCGUCGUUGACGAUGACGCGCCCUAAUGAAGGUCCGGACGGGGCGCCAACACUUGCCGCCAGCGAUGCGACACGCCGUCUCUUGCAAGUGCUGUUGCUCGUUCGAGACAUCUGCGCAAAAACGCGCUGCGCGGCUGAGUAGCUGCGGGCCGCACGGUAACAUUGAGGGCCGUUUAAUUGUACGCCGACUCGACGCGCUUGAACAGACGCGUGCGCUGUGGUUGACGUCAUUACCGAUCCACUCAUGGACUGAAAUGCGGCACACGACCCGAGCGUAACGCCCCCCCCCCCCCUUCCUCCUCUCCCAAAAGCGCGAGACGCUAUAGGGAAAUGAUUGAAUUGACUUGAAUUUAUUUUCAUGUUGAAUGGGGGAAAGUCCGAACUAAAAGUGAAAAUUAAUUCACUUGACAGAGGUUGGGACCCCCUUUAUUAUUAUUUUUUGGCCACUGCAGCAAAAAAAAAAAAAAAAAAAAAUCAAAUCUCUCCAAGAAACGCGGUUUAUCAAUUAGGAUUCGAUCUAUAUUGGAAAAAGACCCAUGUGGGAACAUCUUCGGAAAGGUCGAGCUCCGUGGUAAUAAAGCUCUGGGUUCCUUAUCGGUUUGAUUAUUUCAGUGGGACCUCAUUGAAGUAAUCAAACUGCUUAGGAACCUAGAGCUGUAUUACCACGGUGUUCAAACUUUCCGAUGAUGAUAGGGCCGCGAAGCACCGGAGUUUCCAGGCUCGCGCUUCGCCUGGUUCGCGAAUCGUCGUGCCGAAGGAUCGGUUGACGUCACAUAUCGGAUAACGUCACAGGCGCGAUGGCAGCGCCUCCUACCCGCAAAAGUAUGACGCAGCUUCCAAGUCGACGGUGCGCCCGGAUCAGCGCCUGUGGAUCAGUUGUGCUGAACGUCCCUGUUGUUCCCGAGUCGAGAAACAGAACAGAACGAACCUUGUCGUAGCGACAAAUCUGUUUCGUGCGUUGAGACGUACCAUACGACAGUCGCCACCACAAAUUUUUGUCGUUUAUACAAACGUUUCUGUUGUGCGAUUUUGUCGUCGUGACUAUCGAGUCGUUUCUGUCGGGGCGGCAGAAAUUUCUGUCCUACAUCCUGACGCCUUGUUUGUAUACGACAGGGUUACUUGUGUAGUGUCGACUGAAGACUUAUUCGUGGCACCGAGACGAGAGAAUUACUGCGCUAUAGCUUUCGUUAUAUUUUUGAGACUUGUAAUCGGUUCAGACAUUUUGUAAGUUAGCUGGUUAGCGUGUUAGCCUAAUGAGCGGGUCUCUGCUGAAAGUGAAGUACGCUCUCGACAAGUUUUUAUCAAGUCAUUAUGAACUCGUCAAAUGUUUUGCAGAAACAUUAAUGGCAUUAUUUGAAAGUGAUGAAAUACAUUUUCGCCCUGGGGCCCUUUCCAUCCUGCACAGAAGGACUUUCGGGAAAGGCUAGUUCCACUUGUAAUUCAGUACAGCGCUGAAAACAUUUCUUGUGAGGAACGAUCGCCUCUUGUGACCUGCUGUUCCACUGUUAGAUUAACACCAGCGCUGCUGCAGCCGUUGUUGCACCGCAUAGACCCCUGUGUGCCGGGUGUGUUGUACAAAUGGCAAUGCCUUUCUUAGCUGUUGUCACCCAUUGACAGAACAUAAAAGUUCAAAUGCGCACUCACGCGCUAGACAUGCUGUUUUGAUUUGUGCCAUGAUGCGCCUCAUCGUGAACUCACUUGACGAUGCCGAAUGACUUAUUCACCUUUUUUUGUUUUGUGCGCGGUGCGGAUAUCAUAGAAAACAGCAUCAUCGUGUCCACACUCUUCAUGUGACGUUUUCAAGAAAAAGAGGAAGAAACUGACACGGAAACCUUGACUGCGGCGCAGUCAUGGGCCUAUCAUAAAUAAUGCCCACACAAGCGGUAUUAUGACAUACCGGUCAUGACCUAUGAAAACCAACUGCGAGUACGUUACUUCUCGAAAGGCACGAAAAGUUAGUGCAGUAUCUUCCGCAGAUUUGCCAGCCUUCGUGCGACUUCUCGCCGCAUUUUGUGACGUCACCACUGCCGCUUUGCGGUGCUUUGCUUUCGCAUCGAGGAAGCAGCCAACCGUAGCGAGCGACCGCGUGACGUCAUGAAGAGUGGCGCGACGACGCUUGAUCUCUCCCUAUGACGUCAUGAUGCGCUGAGCUGACUCGCCACGGGAUUUAGUAGCAACUAACUCACCUGCAGGUUCGCGCUCGGCUCUGAAUUGUCAUGUGGCGCACAUUGUGUCGAUUGCAUUUGUCCGAUCACCCUGCUAUAGGAAAGUAAAAAAAAAAAUAAGGAAGUAGCUUCAGGGAUGCAAUGUAUUUGAUCAUCCAUCGCAUCAACUGUAAUUUGUGGUUCACCGAACGCGCGAAGAAAAAAAAAUGUGCGAGUAGUACAAAAGCCACUUAAUUUCACUGUUCGCCGUUGAGUCCAGACAGCUAGCUACGUGGAGAAUGACGCACCACAUGCGACUGGUUGGUCGAACGAGCUCUCUCUCUCUCGCUCUCUCUCUCUCUAUAUUUUUCGUUUAUGGAGUUCGACUUUAUGCCACUUGGAAAACAACGCGCUGUUGUCGCUUUGUUCUGGUUUUUUACCAGUGCAUUCUUAGGCGUGAUAUAGCGCCCUCUUUAUCCUGUCAAAGAAAUACAGUAGAGAAUUAUAAUGUCCUAGCAAAUGACAUUCGUGUCGCAUUUCGCGACGUGUCACUGUUUGUCGCGAUAGAAACUCUUGCUUAUAUUUCUGAAGUACGACCUGACGUCCCUUCAGCGAUGGUAAAGUCUGUUGUGCCGUAGGGCUCGUAGCUAUACCGCAAUCUGUUGUCGUAGGUGACGUUCGAAACUUCAUGACAAGGCCAGGUCGGCCGUAUUCUCGAUCGAUCAGCUUCAGGAAUUCCACUUCCGGUGCACUUAGAUUGGCUAAACCCAACGGAUAUGAGUGUCGACGGUAUUGGUAAAGUUAUCUUCAACGUUAUUUUCACGUCACUCAAUAAAAGAGGACACGAUGGAGAAAAACAAAUUAUGCACGCCUUCUAUAACUGUUAUUUUCGAGUUGCUCAGCUCUGCAUCACAUUGUCAGGAUGUGCUCGUCACUCGACGGAGGAGUCGCACUGGCGUCACGCAAAAGUGACGGUCACCCCCGAAAGUGACCGAGAAUGCGUCUGUCGUGUGACGUGUGGAAAUUUUGUGCGCAUUUAGAGACAUCGUCUGUCGGUCAUUUUUGACGUGGUUGAACUCGUAGUCGGUAGCUUUUACCUGUAGCGCGCCUGGUUGCGGGCACGUUUUUGUGUGUUGAUUGUUAUAUGCCUUUAUUUUUUUUCUUUCCCUCUUUCUUGUCUUAUAGUGCAAUGAGAGUAAGUCCAGGAUUUUAUACCACAUGAGAGUGCUUUUCUUUUGUUAUUGUUGUUGUUGUUGUCGCUGCGGCAAUAAUGAGGACACCCACACGUGUGUGUAAAAAAAAAAAGCGUGCGUACACCACAAACCCCAAUGUCAUUGUCGUUGAGGAGCAGCAUAUUGAAUGAACUGCCAUAUUCCUUUAUUACCUUUUAUUUUUUUUUUCAAGAGUGCAAUAAAAACUGACGAGAGAGUUACCUUCUAGAA
Messenger RNA from Dermacentor silvarum, 10784 nucleotides. Its product is annotated as homeobox protein TGIF2-like. The transcript has 4 exons. Gene Ontology annotation, molecular function: DNA-binding transcription factor activity, RNA polymerase II-specific; RNA polymerase II cis-regulatory region sequence-specific DNA binding. Gene Ontology annotation, biological process: regulation of transcription by RNA polymerase II. NCBI's taxonomy places the organism in Eukaryota, Metazoa, Arthropoda, Arachnida, Ixodida, Ixodidae. The record is from RefSeq and is a predicted model, not a curated record. Bases 358 to 1284 code for a protein of 308 amino acids.